CUUAAGCUUCCCAGUGUCAGUGACAGACAGUGUGCCAACAUGCUUGGCGCAUGGAAAGGGAGCACCAAUGCAGCAAACAACAACACAAAAUCAAAUCUUGUUGUGCGUUAUUAAAGGUCAGUGAUGUAGCUAUAUGUAGUUUACACUAGUUUUCCCAGAACAUGUUUUGUUUCUGAUUUACAGUGGCUUGGUCUUCCAUUAAUACAUCAAGUAGGUUAGGCUAGUUCAAGAGAAAAUAGAUUUGACGGUUAUUGCCAAUGGAGACAUAUUGGCUCACCCUCAAUUGGACAACAUGGAUCCUUAGUACUCUACCUUAUAUGAAGUGAAAUAGAAUAGAAGUGUCAUAGAUCAGUAAUAUGGAGAAAGGUAACAAUGAUGAUGCAGUCUGGAAUGCAUCUGGUGCUAUUCUGGAUAUUGACCCAGGGUCCUGGGCAGACCGCUCACCCUUACAUGAUGCUGCAUGCCAAGGUCGUCUCUUAGCUCUGAGGAAUCUAAUUUUACAGGGCCACAAUGUAAAUGUAGUCACUAUAGACCAUGUGAGUCCUCUGCACGAGGCCUGCCUUGGAGACCAUGUAGCAUGUGCCAGAGCUCUGAUCGCUGCAGGAGCCAAUGUGAACGUCACCACCAUUGAUGGGGUGACUCCUCUUUUCAACGCAUGCUCAGUGGGCAGUGUAUCAUGUGCAGAGGUCCUUCUGGAGAACGGGGCCAAACCCCAGGCUCUGGUAUUUCAGCCCUCGCCCAUUCACCAAGCCAGCAGGAAAGGCAGCAGUGGGUGUGUGGAGACUCUAAUCAGAUGGGGAGCCGACGUGGACUUCGACAUUCCUCACCUGGGAACGCCCCUCUACACCGCCUGUGUCUCUCAGGAGAUAGAGUGUGUCCAGAGGCUGCUGAGGGAAGGAGCAAAUGUACAGAAAGGUAGAUAUAUGGAGUCUCCCUUACACGCUGCCGCUGAGAAGGACUGCACUGCCAUUGUUAAGCUGUUGUUGGACUUUGGGGCAGAUAUCCAUGCCAGGAACAUUGAGUUCCAGAGACCUGUGGAGGCUGAUCCCCACAGCAGCCUGACAGAGGGGUUUCUACUGGUCUAUGAGGCCACGCCCCAACCAUUGAGUCAGCUGUGUGGACAGCGUAUCCGUGACCGUGUGGGCCGUGACAGGUUUCACCUCAUCAACCAUCUUCCCCUUCCCAACGCCCUCAGGAACUACCUCCAGUACAGAUGAUGAGCUUAGAACGUCACAAUCUCAAAGGCUGUGUGGUGGUGGUGGUGGCAUCUUCCUGGUGUCAGUCAUUCAUGUGAACUCAACAGCCUGCAAUGAUAGAAGGAGCACUACUUGCACUUGAAGCAAUGAAAUACAUACUUGAUGUAGCCUAUACCAGAUUUUAGUAUGGUUCAAAAGAAACUGCUAAAAUUUGGGGUUGGAGCAAUGACCAGCAAUCAUAGUUUGCUAUGAACAUUUUCAAGGGAGAGUUUCAUUUAAAUCCAGAGCUCUACUGUUUAAAGGCACUUAGAAAAUGUGUUCCUCAUCAAUAUUUUGCAGCAGGUUUAUAAAUUAAUCUGUGGCUGGCUCAUAUGCUCAUACAAUAACACAAUUUAAGUGCUUUCAUAUUAUGGAAAAUACAUUUAAUUUGGAUUGUUAUAUUAACAUGGUUUAUCACGUUAUAUAUUUUAGAUUAGACCUGUGCAUCCGAAAAAAUUGAAUUUCACCAAAAUCUUUACCAUUAUCAUUGAGAACACUACUCCUACAUUCAUAUCCUCAAAAAAUAUAGAUAUAAACUUGCUUGCUUGAUGUGUUUUAUGUGUGAUCUUAUUGUCUGAGCUGCUUGCUAUUAUUUUAUUAAAACGUUUUGAAUUCCA
This is a messenger RNA of Oncorhynchus kisutch (coho salmon), 1852 nucleotides long. It is a transcript of the gene asb5a, whose product is annotated as ankyrin repeat and SOCS box containing 5a. Bases 357 to 1217 code for a protein of 286 amino acids. Gene Ontology annotation, molecular function: protein binding. Lineage: Eukaryota; Metazoa; Chordata; Actinopteri; Salmoniformes; Salmonidae. Gene Ontology annotation, biological process: positive regulation of protein catabolic process; protein ubiquitination; intracellular signal transduction. The record is from RefSeq and is a predicted model, not a curated record. The transcript has 7 exons.